GAAAAAAGAGAGACGGAGCGAGGACAAGGAUGCAGGCCGGUAAGGAGCGUGACGGCGGGGAGGCCGGAGGAGAUGGAGGUCCGGUGGAGAAAAAGGCAAGAGAUCAGCAGGGAAGGUCGGCCAGCUCGUUGAGCGCUGAGCAGGGGGCAUCGAGCAGGAGGAUGGCAGCUACGAGGGACCUGUGGGGAAGUAAUUGUUUGGACGGAACCGGCGCGGCAGCCGAGACAACGCAGCAGCGGGCAACCGUGAGAGCAGUCGCUAUAGAGAUUGCUAAUGUGUCGUCAUCAUGAUGUAUUACCAGUGGUGAACGCAAAGCAUUUUGGUUUCAAUCUUUUAGAUGCUACGGGCUCCUAAAUAUGAUCAUUCUACAAUUUAAAAGAUUGAAAACCCCUGAAAGAAAAUGAAAAUGCUGUAGUCUCAUACUCACUGGUUUGCAGGCAAACCUGCCUAUGAAAUGUUGGAGUGUGAUCCUGACUGGGCCCCUUCUCUGUACCUCGGCCAUACUGAGGUCAAAGCUACAAACACAGACUGGUUCAAGCGGUUUAGGAGAAGAGCGACGAGGUCACAACAACAGCAACCCCCAUCGCCAGGCACUGACCACACUGGUCCUGAGGCUGAGUUGGAUAAUGCAGCACCUUUAUACCCAGACAACACUACACCUGCAACUGAGAUGGAAGGUCCCGUGAAUCAAAGCUUUAUGCCACUUCUGCCAGGCACUGUUCACACCGGUCAUGAGACAGAGUUGAAUGAAGCAGCACAUUUAUUCCCAGACUACUCUGCACCUGUGGCUGAGAUGGAAGGACAAGAGACUCAGCCCUUACCACCAGCCCCAGACAAUGCAGGGAGAGAGGAAGAUACGGAAACUGAAACAUCAGGGGAUGAUGGUGCUGCAAUGGGGAAUGCAGAUGAACAGCAGAAGUGCACCAUGUGUGGCCUCAGACUCCAAGAAAUAAUCCGCUUGCAGGAGGAGAAUCGAAAACUGAAGGGAGAGCUCUCCAAGAAGGCCCUGGAUGAGAAUUUUCUCAAAGACAAUGAUUCAAAGGUGAAGUACUACACUGGCCUUCCAUCUUUCAGUCUAUUGAUGGGUGUGCUGAUGCAAAUCAUUCCCAGUCUACCAAAAACAAAAGAGAACUCUCCCAUUUUCAAAUACUCCUCCUGACCCUUAUGCACUUAAGACUUGAGCUACCUGUUGAACAUGUUGCACCUCUUUGACAUUAGCCGACAAACCGCAUCCAAUCUGUUCAUUGAGACCAUCAAUGUACUGCAUGCACACCUCAGCCCUUUGGUGUACUGGCCAAAGCAACAUUGUAUACAGGCAAGCAUGCCACAUCAGUACGUAGAGAUGUUUGGGAAUCAUUACUGUUAUUAUUGACUGCUUUGAGCUUUUCAUUGAAAGGGCACAAAAUCUACGUGCAAAAGCAGACAUAUUCAAACUACAAAAGCAGGCACAGAAUGAAAUAUCUCAUUGGCACAACACCACAAGGUACUAUUUCUUUGUGCCAGUGAUAAGCAGAUCACCGAGAACUGUGGCUUUCUUCAGAAGCUCUCGCCUGGAGACGUAGUGUUAGCGGACCGUGGAUUUGAUAUUAAAGAAAGUGUUGCCCUUGUGGGUGCUACACUGAGAAUACCUGCCUUCACCAGG
Micropterus dolomieu (smallmouth bass) is the source of this 1642-nucleotide messenger RNA. RefSeq lists its product as uncharacterized. Bases 455 to 1159 code for a protein of 234 amino acids. The record is from RefSeq and is a predicted model, not a curated record. NCBI's taxonomy places the organism in Eukaryota, Metazoa, Chordata, Actinopteri, Centrarchiformes, Centrarchidae. The transcript has 5 exons.